Molecule: messenger RNA, 537 nt
Organism: Alternaria atra
Lineage: Eukaryota; Fungi; Ascomycota; Dothideomycetes; Pleosporales; Pleosporaceae
Exons: 1
Coding region: 1-537 (178 amino acids)
Source: RefSeq, a predicted model, not a curated record
AUGAAGUCUUCUCUUUCUUUGUGCAUGAUUGCAUCGAUCCUAAGCUCAAAAGCUAUGGCGGGUCCUACUCCAGGCCAGGACGGAUUGUUUCGCCUCCCUCCUGGUUCCAAGGACGGCUUCUACCUUCACUCUGUGGACGCAAACGGCAUCGCAAGCACCGAAUAUCUUGGGCUCGCCAACGUUACUAGCAUAUCCCCAGAUCUUGCAAAGCCCGACACCUUGAGCAAGCGCGAUAGCGAGGGCUCGCGCUGCCAAGGAAACUAUGUCAACCCCGUGGAUUGGGAUGGUGCUGUCGACGGCUUACUGGGCUACUGCAAUUUCGAAGAAAGCUUCUCAAAAGCUAUCUCUUAUCAGAGUGGGAACGCUGUAGCAUAUGGCUGCAGUUAUGGAGGCCUGGAGACGUGUCGAACCUGGGAGGUUAACCCGAUGAUCACUGCUCUGAAGCGUGAUUGUGGUAAUCAACAGCAGGGCUUCUACACUAAGCCAAGCUGGAAGGUCUCCUACGGUGUGACAAGUGUUGGGAACAGCUAUUGCUAA